Molecule: messenger RNA, 1722 nt
Organism: Vicugna pacos (alpaca)
Lineage: Eukaryota; Metazoa; Chordata; Mammalia; Artiodactyla; Camelidae
Product: glutathione S-transferase omega-2
Biological process (GO): L-ascorbic acid metabolic process; glutathione metabolic process
Cellular component (GO): cytoplasm
Molecular function (GO): glutathione transferase activity; glutathione dehydrogenase (ascorbate) activity
Source: RefSeq, a predicted model, not a curated record
CAAUCUAGUUUCCGAUACUUUUAAAUUUAAGGGCGCAUAACAAUCACCUAAGGCUCACCCCUGUUUUUCCGAUUCGGUAGGUCCAGGUGGGCCGGCGGGUCCAUAUUUCAAACGAGCCCCCCGCCCCACGGUGAUGCAGGCGCCCUGGGGGCCGCGCCCUGAAAGGCAGCUCAAAACCGGCUGACUUCACAAACGGCCUCCCGCCGUCUACCCCCGGCAGCCACCAAUGCCCAGGCUCCGGGCGGACCCAUCUCUGCCCCCGUCCGCCUGCCCCACCCAACAGGCCCGGGUCGACUGCAGGCGGACUUCGGUCGGAUGUAGACCCGGGAGCUGAAGUGCGACGGCCACCCACUACCUGUCUUCCACUUUGGCCAGCCACAGACACCCGUGGGCACCCGACUCCGGUACCCAGGAGCCUGUAAGGCGGCCGCCGGUUGGCUCAGCUCGGCACGGCUUAGCCAGAGAGCUUCUAAGAUUUCGAGGAUUGGCUGAAGCUCUGGGCGCCGCGGCCAAUUGGCGGAUAGGGUCGCUAUCUGAGGGGCGGGUUCCGCCUGGGCCCCGCCUUCUUCUGCCGCCCCCUCUGCCACUCUCUCCGCUCCACAUCCGGUUCCGUCUGCCACGCACCUGGAAGUUCCUCGGGGGCGUCUCACUUCUCACCUGCACCGGGUGGAAUUACCCCACCUGCCAUCCUGGAUCCCUUUCCCUCUGCCCUGCCAGGGCUCUGUUGCUCCAAAGUUGAAUUUGGGGGAAGAGGGGCGCACCGGAGCUCAGCUGUCCUUGCACCCUGCGGCAGCUGCAGCAAGCCACACGGCAGCCUCUGUGAGCGCUGGACACUGCGCAGGCACUGGGAGAACAUGUCUGACGAUGCGACCAGGACCCUAGGGAAAGGGAGUGUCCGCCCAGGGCCGGUCCCAGAGGGCCUGAUCCGCAUCUACAGCAUGAGGUUCUGCCCCUACGCGCACAGGACGCGCCUGGUCCUCCGGGCCAAAGGCAUCAGACAUGAAGUUGUCAACAUUAACCUGAGAAACAAGCCUGAAUGGUACUUUACAAAGCACCCUUUUGGCCAAAUUCCUGUCCUGGAGAACAGCAAAUGUCAGCUGAUCUACGAAUCUGUCAUUGCUUGUGAGUACCUGGAUGACGCUUAUCCUGGGAAGAAGCUGUAUCCAUACGACCCUUAUGAGCGAGCUCGCCAGAAGAUGCUAUUGGAGCUAUUCUAUAAGGUCCCACAUUUGACCAAGGAGUGUCUGGUAGCAUUGAGAUGCGGGAGAGAAUGCUCUGAUCUGAAGCUAGCCCUGCGUCAGGAGUUCUGCAAACUGGAAGAGAUUCUUGGCUAUCAGAACACCAUCUUCUUUGGUGGAGACUGUAUAACCAUGAUUGAUUACCUCUUCUGGCCCUGGUUUGAGCGGCUGGAUGUAUAUGGAAUAGCCGACUGCGUGAACCACACCCCCGCGCUCCGGCUCUGGAUCGCCGCCAUGAAGCAGGACCCCACAGUGUGCGCUCUUCUUAUAGAUAAGAACAUCUUCCUGGGCUUCUUGAAUCUCUAUUUUCAGAACAACCCUGAUGCCUUUGACUACGGGCUAAGCUGCUGUGCCUCCUAGCCUGCCCCGUUCACCAGCCAGGAGUCCCAAGCCUGUCGUAAUUCUGUGUCAGCUCUCAUUUUGGUGGGGCAGUGAAUCUCUGUUCAUUUUCGUUGAGGUUCCCAAUAAACAUGGAGCCAGAAAA